AUGUCGGACUUUCCAAAUCCUCAUGAAUACUCAGCCAUUCAUGGUUUAAUGAGACUAUUAUCUUAUCAAAAUAACUAUCCAGCUGAUGGAACAGGAUCUCAUUAUUUAUCAGCUCAAGCAAGAAAUCUAGUGGGGUCUCAAAUUCCACCAAUUAUGGUUGAUUAUACUCAAUCAUUACAAUAUAAUUUAUUUGGUGAUUAUCCAACUUCAGCAGAUAUUGCACCAUCUGCCAUAUUUACAACUUUUUUCACGAUCGUUACUAUUGCACAUAUUGCCAUUUUUUUAAUAAAUUUUUCAAGAGGUCAUUAUUUUUGGCCACAACUAGGUUUUAUAUUUUAUAAUAUAUGUAGAGUUUUGGGGUUUGGAUUAAGAAUUCAAUGGUCAAGAGAUUUGACACAGACGGGGAUUGGUAUCACAAGUGAAGUUUUUUUAAUUCUACCUACUGUUUUAAUAGCAAGUUUUAAUUUAAUUUUAGCUCAAAGAAUAUUUACAUGGAGACAUCCUGUUGGAGGUUCAAGAAGAUUAUUUUGGUAUCCAAUGUUGACACUUUAUGCUAUUGUUGCUGGUGUUGUAGCAAUGACUAUUGUUGCAUCAAGCGGUAUAAAUUUAUAUCUUUUGGGAGAACCAAACUAUGCAAGAUACAAGAAAGUAGUUCAAGCAAGCUCAAUAUUAAUUAUAUUAUAUUCAUUAACUUCUAUCUCAUUAAUAGGAUUAGCAUUUUUUUUCAAACCAACAAGAAAAGAUGAAAAUUUAUAUACAUAUCAACCAUGGUGGAUUAAAUCAUUUUCACCAUUUUAUUUUGUUAAAAAAGGUGAACCUCAACAAGCGGCUAUAUCAUUUAUGAAAAGAAAUCAUAAUCAUAGACAUGCGAUUAGAGUUAUCGCAGCUACUCAUCAUCACUACAAAAUUGUUAAAGGAUUAAGUAAUGAAAGAGGUGAUUUAACUCAUAAUGUUUCAAUGUUGAUAAUAUUUAUAACUACAAUUAUAAUUUUGACAAGUUCUAUAUUAAGAUCUGUAGUUUGCUUUCAAGCAAGAAUGAAGUAUGAUAGAGCACCAAUUGGAUCAGCAGUAAUGAUGUAUGUUUGGUGGGGAGCUUUAGAAAUUAUUGUUAACAUGUUAUAUUUAAUCGGUAGAAUAGAUUUAAGAUUCUAUAGACCAGAUAGAUUACCAAAAUCAGUAAGACAAAUAGUAACAGCUGAUCAAUCAUUAUACCCAUCAGAAAUGGAAAGUGAAGAAGAAGAAAAUGAGAAAUUCGAUAAACAUGGUCAACGAAUAUCCUAUGAUGAUACAUUAAAGGGAGAUGAAUAUGGUAAUCAAGAAGAUGAUGAGAACGAUGGUUUUUAUUUCGAAGGAACUAAUGGAUUAAGUUAUGAUGAUGAUGAAGAUAAUGAUCAUGAAGGAUUUGAUUUUGAUAAUUCUUUAAAAAAGAAAAAGUUGACGAGGAAACCUCCUUAUCCAUAUAAUGAAAAAGAAGAUGACGACUCCGAAUUUCAUUUUUAA
This is a messenger RNA of Lodderomyces jiufengensis, 1500 nucleotides long. RefSeq lists its product as uncharacterized. The record is from RefSeq and is a predicted model, not a curated record. The transcript has a single exon. Lineage: Eukaryota; Fungi; Ascomycota; Pichiomycetes; Serinales; Debaryomycetaceae. The coding region runs from base 1 to 1500 and encodes 499 amino acids.